AUGUCUUGUCAAACAACAUAUUCUCGUCAAGUAUUGCAACGAGUCAGUGACCGUAAAAAAAGGAAACUAGCCAUUGACGAUUCUGAUGAAAUAUCAUUAAGCCGUAAUUUAGAUUUAUUCAUAGAUUCUCAGUUAAAAGUGAUCGAAGAUUCCCAAACAUCAUUGAAAGGGCAUAGAGACUUGUUUGGUGAACUCAUACCACAAGAUGAGUUUGUCAGUAACGCAGAAACUAAAAACAAAUCAACUAAAAAAACACCAGUAUCAAAGAAAAAGAAACAACCAAAUGAAGAAAUUAUGAUUGAUAGUCCAAUAAUAAGACCAAAAAGGGUGUUUAUUCCUACCCUGAAUUUCAUGAAGAUAAUGAAGGAGGCUCAAACAGAAUUGUACUCCUUAAUGGGUGUCAACAAAAGUUCAAGUGAUAUUUCAAUUGUAACAACUGAUAGCCUUAAUGUUAGUGGAAUACAAGAUUUACAAGGUAGCCCUAUAACAAGUACAAGGAAUGAGUCUAAAACAAUUUCAAAGAAUAAUGAUAAUGACAAGGAAUCUCGACGAGUUCUUGAAGGAGUUGUUGCAUUUGUUGAUUACAAAAUUGACAAUGAUCGCAGUGGUUCAAGUAUUACCCAAUAUCUCAUUGAUUUGGGUGCCAAAGUAGAAAAAACAUUCAACCAAAAAGUUACCCAUGUGAUGUUUUGUGAUGGCUUACGUAGUACAUAUAAUAAAGCAAUAAAACGUAAUAUUCCACUUGUAUCAGCAAGGUGGAUGGAAUAUAGUAAAUUAGCUAAUAAGAUGUUGGAUCCAGAUGACUAUCCUCCCGUUGAUAUGGAAAAGUAUAAAAAAACACCAGCAACAAACAUUAAUAUUCCAAUAAGCAAUACAUAUAAAAAAUUCUUAAGACCAAGUAAUAUUGAACGUGAUCAGAUAUUUAAAUCUAAUUGUGAUAAUCUAAUGGAAAGAUUUUUCAAUUUCAAUAUGAAUCAGAAUAAUGAAAAUAAGGAAAACAGUCCUAUCAUUGAAACCCCCAAAAAAUCUAGUGUUAACAAAUUAAAUGAUCCUAACAAAACAAAUGAUAUUGUCAAUAUAUUAUCUGAUCAACUAUGUAAAGUAUUAAACAAUAUCGAUAGUCCAGUACCAGAUGACCAAAUUGAUGAGCUAUAUAUUCCAAUGUCAAUUAAAGUACUAAGAAAAUAUCUCACAUCCAAUGAAAAGGAGAAUGCAACUUCCACAGAACUAGAUAGUGAACUAGCUAAAAUUGAAGAACGGCUAAAUUUAAAUGUUCAAGCUAGACAACGAUUUCGUAAGCUAUUAUUUCCUUCAAAUAAGGAUUUGAAUAACACAAGCGGUGUCAGCGAUUUCCCAUCACCGUCACCUCAAAAAUUGAGAAUCAGUGCUCCUUCAAGAUUAAUUAGUACAAGGAAGAAAAAAACAAUGCUUGAUAAUAAAUUGUUACCCAAUAAUAAAAACUUAAACAGUAAUAAAAAAACACCAAUAAAAAACAAUGAUAAAGUUAAUCCCUUAAAAUGGGGAAUACCUUCAGACCUACGUCCAAAAAAAACUAAAAAAAUCACUGUUCAAAAAGUAAAAAAUGUGAAAAUAACUCAUACCAAAGACACUGUUUCUAGUAUUAUGUCCAGAAAUUCUUCUAAAAUAUUCCAAACACCAAAAACCUCUUUAGCUAGCCCUGUAGUGUUACAGUCAAUUGCAUGUAGUGGGAUGACAAAAAGUGAAACAAACAUUUUAAAAUCAUCUAUACAAGACUUAGGAACAUUCAUUUUUCAUACUAAGGUAGAACCUUCAACUACUUUUUUAAUUACCAAAUCACAACCAAAUCGGACAUUAAAUAUUGUAUUUGCAAUGGCUUAUGGAUGUUUCAUUGUUUCUGAAAAUUGGGUACAUGAAUCACAUAAAAUUGGUAGAUGGCUAUCUCAUGAACAAUACUUAAUCUCAGAUCUGUCUGAACGUGUUAAAGAAUUUCAAAUAAGACGUCAUACAUUUGGGUCAUUGUUAACAUUUCAUUUAUUCGAUGAUGUUGGCAGAAUUUACGUAUCAGAUACCUGUGAGCCACCUGCUAAACUCUUGAGACGACUGGUGCGUGCUUGUGGUGGUCAUUGCACGAAUACUGAGACUAAGGCAGAUAUAGUUGUUGGUUAUACACCACAAUUUAAUAAUAAUAUUCAUGAAAAAUGGAUUUUGGAUUGCAUAACCCAAGGGAUAUUACUAAAUAAGAAUCAGUAUACUAUGUUAGUUAAUACAAAUGAUAUUAUGACCUGAAAUAAUUUUCACCUGUGUUGGCUUUUAUUUAUAAUUUUUAUUUUAUUUAGCUAAUUGAUAUGUUUAUUCUAAAAAACUAGUCUUUAUUUUUUGAACAUUAUUACUCUUCU
Molecule: messenger RNA, 2378 nt
Organism: Rhopalosiphum maidis (corn leaf aphid)
Lineage: Eukaryota; Metazoa; Arthropoda; Insecta; Hemiptera; Aphididae
Exons: 8
Coding region: 1-2268 (755 amino acids)
Biological process (GO): mitotic cell cycle
Source: RefSeq, a predicted model, not a curated record